This is a messenger RNA of Colletotrichum phormii, 2167 nucleotides long. RefSeq names its product NLI interacting factor-like phosphatase. Bases 189 to 1832 code for a protein of 547 amino acids. NCBI's taxonomy places the organism in Eukaryota, Fungi, Ascomycota, Sordariomycetes, Glomerellales, Glomerellaceae. The transcript has 2 exons. Gene Ontology annotation, cellular component: TIM23 mitochondrial import inner membrane translocase complex. The record is from RefSeq and is a predicted model, not a curated record. Gene Ontology annotation, biological process: protein import into mitochondrial matrix.
AUUUCUAGUGCCUUCGUCACGAAUAUCUGCAAACUCACUCCACCUCGACCUCGCCCGCCAGCACCAGCAUCCUUUUCGUCAGCUGGCGCAGCACACCUCCAUUAUCCAUCAACCUUCGGAUCAAAGACGACUCUCCAGGCUCGGAGCCUUCAACAUAUUUAUACGUCCUCAUUGGCCCGUGAAACGCCAUGCUGUCAAGGGCAGCUCGCAUCGCGCGUCUGCAGCCGACUGCGGCGCAGCUCUACCGCUCUAUCGCAACACCAGCUACGAGGAGACAGCAAUUCCUAGCUUCAUCAUGGACCAGGGGUUUCGCCCAGGACAACAAGCCGAAAGACUCUUCUUCAGAUAAGCCGAUUGACCAGCAAAAGUCUUCCGAGUCAACGCCAGAGGAAACCUCAGCGUCGUCAAGUCCCGACUACAAAGCAGCUUACGAGGAGGCUGCCGAAGCUUCAUCCAAGACAUCGUCAACGCAAACUCCCAAAUCCGACGCCGAGAAUGCCGCCGAUAACACCGAAGCCCCUGAGCCCGCCGCACCUACCGGACCGCUGCCCGAUCUCACCCAAGGAAUCCCGUCUACCCUAGCAUACGAGAUGUCUGGUGCGACAAACAAGGCCGCGCUGGCUGCCCUCGCUGAGGAGGAGGCUGUGGCCCAGGGUGGCGGUCGCGGACGUGGAGAGCUUCCCGACUCGGCAUACGUCUCAUCCACGGACAGGAAAAGACAGCAGUUUGCCAGUCGCCUGUUCCUCGCAUUCGUCGGCUUCGGCGCUGCAGGUGCCGUCUAUCUCGGCCGCAACUGGGAAGACAAGGCAGACGAAGUUCGGCACGCCGAGGAUGCUCCGAACGGCUGGGGGUUCGCCGCUUGGUGGAACAGAGUCACUGCCCGCACUAGCGAUUUCCUGAACUACUACCAGGAGCCUGCUUUUGAGAAGCUGCUGCCCGAUCCCGAUCCGUCCUUUGAGCGUCCCUACACCCUGUGUAUUAGCUUGGAAGAUAUGCUUGUUCACAGCGAGUGGACCCGCGAGCACGGUUGGAGAGUAGCCAAGCGCCCCGGCGUCGACUACUUUCUGCGUUACCUGAGCCAGUACUAUGAGUUGGUUCUCUUCACCAGCGUUCCUUUCGCCAUUGGCGAGCCGCUUGUUCGCAAACUUGACCCUUACCGCUUCAUCAUGUGGCCCCUUUACCGCGAGGCGACCAAGUACAAGGAUGGUGAAGUUGUCAAGGAUCUGUCCUACCUCAACCGCGACCUGUCCAAGGUGAUCAUUAUCGACAGCAGUGACAAGCACGUCCAGAACCAGCCGGAAAACGCCAUUGUUCUUCCCAAGUGGAAGGGCGAGUCAAAGGACAAGGAGCUUGUCAGCCUGAUUCCCUUCCUCGAGUACAUCCACACGAUGCAAUACGGCGAUGUUCGCAAGGUUCUCAAGUCCUUCGAGGGCAAGCACAUUCCUACCGAGUUCGCUCGCCGCGAGGCCAUUGCACGUGCCGAGUUCAACAAGCAGGUGGAGGCCAAGAAGAAGAAGGCGCCUUCGGGCAUGGGCUUGCUGGGUGGCAUGCUCGGCCUCAAGCCCUCCAACAUGGCCUUGAUGGUUUCCCCGGAUGGAGAACAGAACCCCCACGAGGCUCUCGCCCAGGGCAAGAUGCUCCAGGAUAUUGCCCGUGAGCGCGGCCAGCGCAACUACGAGAUGCUCGAGAAGGAGAUUCGCGAAAACGGUGAAAAGUGGCUCAAGGAGGAGGCUGCUAUGCAGGAGAAGGCCCAGCAAGAAGCCAUGCAGAGCAUGAUGGGCUCCUUCAGUGGAUGGUUCGUCAAGGGUGACGAGGCCAACAAGAAGCAGUAAAGAGGGGGCUGCCACGCAAAACCAAACAAACCCCGGCUAAUCAGCACAUCUUGUGCAUUCCACCACGGCCCAUUUCUUCUCUCCUCUUACCAAAACUAUCUGUAUUUGUAUUAUCAGGCAAGCUUGGACGGCGAGGAGGCGUCCCAACUUGCAUAUAGACUCGACGACGUGGGUCUGCAUAUGUACGAAUCUCUGUAUACUACUACACUGCUAGACCAACUCUAUGAUGGAGUGGCUCAAUCAAUUUGACGUACCAUUGUGCGGUAUCAAAUUAUGCUGCAAUCAAGUCACGCGGUGAAAUCGAUUAGAACCUAGAGUUCACCCAUUCAAGUUCC